Pteropus alecto (black flying fox) is the source of this 3081-nucleotide messenger RNA. RefSeq names its product vascular cell adhesion molecule 1 (gene VCAM1). NCBI's taxonomy places the organism in Eukaryota, Metazoa, Chordata, Mammalia, Chiroptera, Pteropodidae. The coding region runs from base 99 to 2318 and encodes 739 amino acids. The transcript is spliced from 9 exons. Gene Ontology annotation, cellular component: membrane. Gene Ontology annotation, molecular function: integrin binding. The record is from RefSeq and is a predicted model, not a curated record. Gene Ontology annotation, biological process: cell-cell adhesion.
UGUCUUUAGGAACUAAAGACUUUUUCCCAGGCACUGUCAAGUGGGACAGAAAGAAGGGUUUUGGAGCCAUUAUUUUCUCAUCACAGCAGCAACUUAAAAUGCCUGGGAAGAUGGUCGUGAUCUUUGGAGCCUUAAAUGUACUUUGGAUGGUGUUUGCGGCUUCUCAAGCUUUUAAAAUUGAGAUCUUCCCUGAAUCCAAAAUUGUUGCUCAGAUUGGUGCCUCCGUUUCACUGACUUGCAGCACAACAGGCUGCGAGUCCCCAUCUUUCUCUUGGAGAACCCAGAUAGACAGUCCGCUGAAUGCGAAGGUGAGAAAUGAGGGGACCACAUCCACACUGACCAUGGAUCCUGUUAGCUUCGAGAAUGAGCACUCUUACCUGUGCACAGCGACUUGCGGAUCUGGGAAAGAAGAAAAAGGAAUCGAGGUGCGCAUCUACUCUUUCCCUAAGGACCCAGAGAUUUACCUGAGUGGCCCUCUGGAGGCUGGAAAGCCGGUCACGGUCACGUGUUUGGUCCCCGAUGUUUACCCAUUUGACAGGCUGGAGAUGGAUUUGUUGAAGGACAACCAAAACUUGAAAAGUCAGAACUUUCUGGAGCCUACAGAGAAGAAGUCCCUGGAAACCAAGAGUCUGGAAGUAACCUUCAUUCCUACCAAUGAAGAUACUGGAAAAGCUCUUGUUUGCCGAGCUAAAUUACUCAUUGAUGAAAUUGAGAUUCAUUUUGAAGAAAGGGAGGCCACCGAAAAACUGCAAGUUUACAUUGCACCCAGGGACACAAUGAUCUCUGUGAAUCCCUCCACAAGGCUGCAAGAAGGUGGCUCUGUGACAAUGACGUGUUCCAGUGAAGGUCUACCGGCUCCGCAGAUUCUCUGGAGCAAGAAAUUAGAUAACAGGAAUCUACAGCUCCUUUCUGAGAAUGCAACUCUCACUUUAAUUGCUAUGAGGAUGGAAGAUUCUGGAAUUUAUGUGUGUGAAGGAGUUAAUAUGAUUGGGAGAAACAGAAAAGAAGUGGAAUUAAUUGUUCAAGAAAAACCAUUUACUGUUGAGAUCUCCCCUGGACCCAAGAUUGCUGCUCAGGUCGGUGACUCAGUCGUGUUGACAUGUGGUGUCACAGGCUGUGAGUCUCCGUCUUUCUCUUGGAGAACCCAGAUAGACAGUCCUCUGAGCGGGAAGGUGAGCAGUGAGGGGACCACAUCCACGCUGACCCUGAACCCUGUGAGUUUUGAGAAUGAACAUUCGUACCUGUGCACUGUGACCUGUGGGCAUAAGAAACUGGAAAAGGGAAUUAAAGUGGACCUCUACUCAUUCCCUAGAGAUCCAGAAAUUGAGACUAGUGGUCUACUAGUGGAUGGAAACCCCGUCACUAUAAGCUGCAAAGUUCCUCAUGUGUAUCCAUUAGACCGGCUGGAGAUUGAAUUACUUAAGGGGGAGAGUGUUAUGAAGAGUAAAAAUUUUUUGGAGGACAUGCAUAAAAAAUCCCUAGAGACCAAGAGUUUGGAAAUGACCUUCAUCCCCACCACUGAAGAUACUGGAAAAGUCUUUGUUUGUCAAGCCAAGUUAAAUAUUGAUGAAAUGGAAUUUGAACCCAAACAAAGGCAGAGUACACAGACAUUUUAUGUUAAUGUUGCCCCCAGGAAUACAACUAUCUUGGUUAGCCCUUCCUUCACCGUCAAGGAAGGUAGUUCUGUGAAUAUCACAUGUUCUAGCAAUGGCCUUCCAGCUCCGAAAAUCCUGUUGAGCAGGCAGCUAAAUAAUGGAGAUCUGCAGCCUCUUUCUGAGAAUACAACUCUCACCUUAAUUUCUACAAAAAUGGAAGAUUCUGGUAUUUAUGUGUGUGAAGGGAUUAACCAGGCUGGAGUAAGCAGAAAAGAAGUUGAAUUAGUUAUCCAAGUUGCUCCAAAAGACAUAAAACUUAUAGCUUUUCCUUCAGAGAGUGUCAAGGAAGGAGAGACGGUCAUUAUCUCCUGUACAUGUGGAAAUGUUCCAAAAACUUGGAUAAUCCUGAAGAAGAAAGAAGAGACAGGAGACACAGUGCUCAAGUCUACAGAUGGCGCAUAUACCAUCCACAAGGCCCAGUUAGAGGAUGCAGGAGUGUAUGAAUGUGAAUCUAAAAACGAGGUUGGCUUGCAAUUAAGAAGCAUAACACUUGAUGUUAAAGGGAGAGAAAGUAACAAGGACUAUUUUUCUCCUGAACUUCUCAUGCUCUAUUGUGCAUCUUCCUUAAUAAUACCUGCCAUUGGAAUGAUCAUUUACUUUGCCAGAAAAGCCAACAUGAAGGGGUCAUACAGUCUUGUAGAAGCACAGAAAUCAAAAGUGUAGCUAAUGUUUGAAAUGUUUGACCAGAGACACUAUUUAUCAGUCUAAAUCUUUAAUACUGCUCAUCAUUCCACAAGGAAAACAACAAGCUGAGAGUCCAGACUUCUAAUGUAGUGAACUCCUGGAAAGAAAUGGCUGUCCAUGUUUCCUGCUGUGAGCAAGAAGCCAAAGGAAAACUUUCUGCCUAAAAAAUAGGCACCACCAUAGAGAUGUGAUGAUUGGAGUAGUUCCUUGAUGUGUAUAUACAAUAACGUGAUCUGUAUAUAUGUAAAAUAAAAGUAUGCCGUAGCGAGAUUCCUUGAGAUAACAAUACUCUCUAGUCAGAUCUCGAAAAUAAUUAAACAAUAUGGCCCGAACACAUUGUUAUAAAUUAAUGCAUCUUUAAAAAAUUUUAACAUUAACAUCGACUGGCAGCUGACCUAUGUCAUCUUUUUAUAUUUAAUUUCCUUUAACAUAAUGUUAUUCCUAUAAAAGUCGCUGACAACAACUUCAUGUUUGUAAAGAUGCCAGGAUUUUAUAUUUUUAUAGGCAAGUGAUAAACUAAGAGGGCACUGAGUUGACUUUCAGGUACUAAACACUUCAGCCUGUGGUAUAAUGGUUGACUGGAUUUCUCUGAAUGGUACUGACAUGGUACGGAGACGUUUUAUGAUGUUGUUUGUUCAUUGGACUCUUGCAUAGUUUUCCCAGUGUAAUCUAAAAAUGCAACUUCUUUUGAUCUUUUUUUGUAAAUAUUUAGUCUUUUUGUAUAGUAAAGUGAUGAUUUCUG